AUGGCACCAGUGCAUCCAGAAGUCUUCAGCUUCACCUCUACCCUUCACCAUGACACCUACCCUGCCGUCGCAAAAGCUUCUCACAAGGGCCGAACGGUUUUCAUAACCGGUGCCUCCAAAGGGAUCGGGCGAGCAACAGCAAUCUCAUUCGCCAAAGCCGGCGCAGAAACAAUCAUCAUCGCCGCACGAAGUAGCCUAACAGAAGUCGAGACCGAAAUAAUUGCUGCUGCCAAGGAAGUUGGCGCAUCACCUCGCGUCAUCAAACUCGUCCUCGAAGUCACAGACGAAAAGAGCGUUGCAAAUGCCGCCGCCGAAAUACAAAGGACAGUCGGAAAAGUGGAUAUCCUCAUAAACAACGCGGGCUACCUCGAGAAAUGGCUUCCGAUUGCCGAAAGUGACCCAAUCGAAUGGUGGAAGACAUGGGAAAUCAAUCUCAAGGGUCUCUACCUCGUCACCCGCGCUAUUCUGCCCUUGGUCCUCCAAAGCGAAACGAAAACAAUCAUUAACCUCAGCUCUAUCGGCGCUCACUUGGUGAGUCGCGGUGCGUCUGGAUAUCAAAUCUCGAAACUAGCCGUGAUAAGAUUCACGGAGUUUAUUGUCGAGGAAUACGGCGAGCAAGGUGUCGUCGCUAUCUCUGUGCAUCCCGGUGGUGUCCUUACGGAUUUGGCGGCUAAUAUGCCGGAGUACAUGCAACAAGUACUUGUUGAUACUCCUGAGUUGGCGGGGGAUUCUCUUGCAUGGUUGACGCAGGAGAAGCAGCAGUGGCUGAAUGGGCGGUACCUUAGCGUGACUUGGGAUAUGCCAGAGUUGUUGGCGCGAAAGGAUGAGAUUGUGAAUGGUGACAAGUUGAAAGUGAGAUUGGCUAUCUAG
Molecule: messenger RNA, 870 nt
Organism: Talaromyces amestolkiae
Lineage: Eukaryota; Fungi; Ascomycota; Eurotiomycetes; Eurotiales; Trichocomaceae
Exons: 1
Coding region: 1-870 (289 amino acids)
Molecular function (GO): oxidoreductase activity, acting on the CH-OH group of donors, NAD or NADP as acceptor
Source: RefSeq, a predicted model, not a curated record